CUUUCACAGACCGGCGCAGAAUUGACAAAUACUAGUACCAUUAGUACAGUAUUCAUUCAGGCAUAUUGUGAAAUUGGACACGACCAUGGCGGCCACAUCGUUUUGGCGGCCGAGAGCGCACACAGACAACAAGUUUGCGUACGUGACGUUCGAUGAGCCGUACACUUUGGUGGAGCUCAAGUACAUGGACAUCCUGUGUCAGAUCCUGAUGAAGCCUCAGUGGUGGGUCAAGAUGCAAGACGUGACCAUCUUGGCCAAGUGGAAGGCCGAGUCGGCGCUGUCGGACAACGACUUUGGCUUUCUCGUGCGGGAACUCGAGUUCUACGUCAACCAGUACAUGCUGACUACGAACGAACAACCGUUGCCUUCAACCGAUCCCCACCCUCUUGGGAUCGUGCCACUGCCAGCACACGGCGUCUUCAUGACCGACCACCUCGUGGACUCGGACCUGCUUCGAUCGAUUCAAGCCCUGACGGCGCCGCUCGAAGCCGAAGCCCGCGCCCGCGGCGACUUCCACCCUAACUCAGACGACCAGGUGCUGGACAUCGUCCAUCCGUCGCUGUACUGCGCCGUGAAUGGCCGCACCCGCAUCACAUCUUCUUCUUCUUCGCUCUCUUCAGCACCUUUGACAGGCGAGAGUGUGCUGCAGUGGCCUCUGUCCAGUGUAUUUGACGUAUCCAAUCGAUUCCAGUGGCUGCCCACGCCAGUACAUGUCGACAGUUGUGGCCAUGCCUCAUUCCAGUCGUACAUCAACAAUAUCCACCCAAGUGACCACUCUGACUUGUACCCUCAGCUGGCAUCUCUCUUUGAGCUCAUGCUGCCCAUGUUUGAGACAUGCUUGGGAUCGGCGGACGUGCAGCCGCGGCAUCGCAUUGCCCAUAUCAACAUGGAUCAAGUCAUGCCCACCAACAAGUCCGAGUGUGCCCGCCAAGCAUUUUUUGCCCAGCGGCGUCUAGACAACCCAAACAGUGUCACAGACGGUGAUGAAUUCGAAGACGACGUGUGGGAGUUUGCCGAAUCGUUCGACGAGGCCAACGUCCCACUGUUCCUACCGGCGUUGCCUACGGAUGAGUUUGAGUUUGAGGCUCAAUUUCCAUCGGUGAAACUCAACAACAACACCCUGCAGGUGAUUGUCAAGAUUGCCUCCAUCGAGUUGACUCCACACAAGUCGACGUACCCUGGCGGAAGCUGGCACGUUGAAGGCAUGAUCCACGAAAGCAUCGCGGCGUCUGGGAUACUGUACUACGACUGCGACAACGUUACGCCGUCGAAGCUGUGGUUUCGCCAUGCUUUUGAACCAGACUACGAAUUCGAAUACGAGCAAGAUGAACACACUGCCAUCACUGCGGUAAACUCACCCUAUAUAUAUAUAUCGUUCUCUUGUCUUUUACGAUGUAGAUUUGUAUUUUUGAUACUAUACGUAUAUGCAAUGAAGAUAUUCUAUUAUAUACUACGACCAGUAUCUUUGACCCGAUUGGUCGAAAUUUUGACAAGUUUUUGGCCGAUUAUUUGACUAUAUUUGCCGACCUUUUGAAAUAUGCGAAAACUCGACGCAUUCGAAUUCACGAGUGUAAUAUGGAUGGGUAAGUAGGUGUAUGGUGUGUCCCGUGAAGGCACUGACAACACCCAAGUCGUGGGGCAUAUUGAAGCGUGUACGGGGCGUUGUGUGGUAUUUCCCAACUAUAUGCAGCACCGCGUGGCGCCGUUCCAACUGGCCGACCCGACCAGACCAGGCCACCGCAAGAUCAUAUGUUUCUUCUUAAUUAACCCCCAGCACUCGAUCUUAUCCACGGCGAACGUGCCACCGCAGCAGGAAACCUGGAUCCAGAGAUCAUUGGACUCGACUUUUGCAGGUACUUUGCCAGAAGAAGCUUUGGAUUUGAUUCGAGCGAUGGUGGGAGCCACGACCCACGACCAAGCCAAGGACGUGAUGACGCAACUCAUGCAAGAGCGCAAAGGCAGCGACGUAUUUGCCAAGUUUUUGACAGAAGAAGUGUCGCUGUGUGAGCACUAACGAGACAAGGAAGAACGAAAUGGUACAAGCAAGCUUGGGUUAAUUGUAAACAUAACGUGAAGAAAUACUUCGAUGCAAUAUA
Messenger RNA from Aphanomyces astaci, 2096 nucleotides. RefSeq lists its product as hypothetical. The transcript has 2 exons. The coding region runs from base 86 to 1513 and encodes 475 amino acids. Lineage: Eukaryota; Oomycota; Saprolegniomycetes; Saprolegniales; Verrucalvaceae. The record is from RefSeq and is a predicted model, not a curated record.